GGAGAGAGAGAGAGGGAAAAAAAAAGAUGAGUGUUGUAAAAAAUUCAGCACUAGUUAAUACACAAAGAGAGAAAGAAGGGCAUAUGCAUUGCCCACCAUUAACGCUUGCCUAUCAAUCCACACCCUUUGCAAAGCUAUUAUUUGGUGGUGGUGGUGGUGUUGUUGUUGGUGAGUGGAGAUUUACAGAUAAGAGAAAGAGAUUGAAAAAGAAGACGGAGAAGAAAAGUACCCAAAGUUAGAAAUUUCAUUGGUCUUCUUUUUUUUGUCAUUUUUUUGGGUUCUUCUCCAGAUGCUCUUUCAAUGGGGAAAAAUGAGGACCCAAAUCUACAGCAACAAAGAGAACAGAGCCUUGAAUCAGGGAACAAUGAAGGGCAUUCGAGAUUCUUGUGUGGGAUGGUUUUGUCGAGGAUUUCCAAUGAGUUUAGUUUCAGAUGUGUUUUUGUUUUGUUCCUUAGCUUGUCGGUUUUGUUGCCUGGGAUCUUUUGGAUCCUCCCUUUUCGUUCUUCAAACUCUGGGUUUGAAGCUAAGCUAGCUAUGAAGCUCAGUGCCCCAGUUCAUGCAUGUUUUACACUUCAAAAACCAGUUUCCGAGCUUGUUGAUCAUAUUCAAAAGUUGGAGUAUGAUAUCUAUGAAGAAAUAGGAGUUCCGGAGACGAAGGUGGCUAUCUUAUCCAUGCAUCCAUCGGGUGAAUCUAACUCUACUAAUGUCGUGUUUGGUUUUCUUUCCAAUCCCGUGCAUCAUCCUAUAAGUCCAGUAGCCCUUAGCGUGCUGAGAUCAUCUUUAAUCGAGCUGUUCCUCAGGCGAUCCAAUCUGACUUUGACAACUCCGAUUUUUGGACAGCCUUCUAAGUUUGAGAUUUUAAAGUUUCGUGGGGGCAUCACGGUAAUUCCUGUACAAUCUGCUUCCAUAUUUCAGAUAACCCAGUUUCUAUUUAACUUUACACUGUAUAACUCGAUAUCUGAAAUUGAACACAAAUGCAUCGAGUUAAGGGAUCAGCUGAAGUACGGUCUACAUUUGAGGUCUUAUGAGAACUUGUUUGUGCGAUUAACGAACAAAAAUGGCUCCACAAUGUCGUCGCCAGUCAUAGUUCAGGCUUCGGUGAUAGAUAGUUUUGGUAACAUGCUGCCUCAGAGAUUAAAGCAGUUGGCUCAAACCAUCACGCACUCUCCCGCAAGGAAUCUCGGUCUCAAUAACUCGGACUUUGGUAAAGUUAAAAGCAUUAGCUUAUCAUCUUAUUUGAAGGGUACACUUCAUGCUAGCCCUCCCACUCCUUCACCGACUUCAGCUCCAAAGCCAUCAGUUUCACUGCAUCCUAAUUUUGCUCCAACUCACCCGCCAAGAUUGUCACCCAAGAUUCAUCGUUUUCCGCCUUGUCCUAUGUGCAAUACUGCUUCUCCAUCUGCUCAUCGUCCCCUUCAUUCGCCAUCUCCCACUCCUCCAAUCUCCCCUGCAUCUUCUAGUGUAGUGGCACAUCCCCCUCCCCCUUGUCCGUACUCUCGUCCCGCAGUUCCACCAAGUCCUCCAUCCAAAUCCUAUUCUAAUGUAAUUCCUAAGCACCCACCGUUAAUGAGCCCCCGAUCACAGUUGUCCCCCCCAAAUCUACCACCAAUAGCUUCAGUGUCUUAUGGGUCUCGUCCCGGCCAAGGUAUGGAGCACACAAAAGGGCCAGUUUCUGCACCGGUUGCUAAGUCUCCAGCAGUGCAAUCUCCGUCAUCCGUAGCAGUACGUGUUUCCCUCAAGGAAUUCCAUUUAUUAGGAGUAUUGGGAGUCUUAAUCUUUCAUCAACUUUUAUGAUCGAAUAGAUCCAUUCUGUCCCUACCACCCGAAGUUCCCGAAAGACCGUGGCAGGUGAUGUUCAUUUCCCAGUUUUGAUAUAUAUGGCAAGGAUGGUAGAGAAACCACAUGUGAAUAACCCGAAACCGUCAAAAGAUUUCCCUUUUCCUUCAGUUAAUGCAAUCAAUAUAUAUAUGUGAACGAGAUGGACACAUGAACAACUGGUCGAAGCCAGAAAGUUGGCAGGCCACAUCUUACUUCACUUAAGACGUCGCUACAAAAGAAAACACAGGAUGUUUUUUCCCAAAGGGAAUAACUUCCGAACAUGGUUUGACUACUUAAGAAACUGGCAGUAACUCGUCGGUUUCAACGAGAACCAUCUCUUAUAUUUAAGUGUAAAGAAUAUUGUGGUUCAUUUUGAGCGACUAUAAUGUAGGAUUAAAAGGCGAAAUGUAAAAACUAGUGUUUUAUAAUACACUGAAGGAAAUAUGUGGACGAAGAAAAGUAUAUUAUGAAUUUAUGUUGUUGAA
Messenger RNA from Gossypium raimondii (Peruvian cotton), 2303 nucleotides. RefSeq lists its product as uncharacterized. The record is from RefSeq and is a predicted model, not a curated record. The transcript has 5 exons. The coding region runs from base 301 to 1794 and encodes 497 amino acids. NCBI's taxonomy places the organism in Eukaryota, Viridiplantae, Streptophyta, Magnoliopsida, Malvales, Malvaceae.